CAGAUUCAACCUGGACAAGAUUCAGCUUAACUUCGACAUCCAAAGCUUCGAGGCUCCUAAGCAGUGUGAGGAGGAGAGAAUUAAGCUGACUAGAGAAGCUUGUAGCCCCGAGCAACCGUAUAGGAACCAAGAUGGCAGCUGUAAUAAUCUGCCAAACCAGGAGAAAGGGCGAGUUUUACGCCUUUUAUACGCCUCGUGGCUUCAGAUUUUGGUGAUGGUGUGAAGUCAUUAGAGGGCAUCAGACGGUAACAGUUGCCAAAUGCCCGUCUAGUGAGUACUACUGUCAACCUACAGUCAUCUGGUCAGCCCUCCUGUCUAAAUAUUCUCCACAUGAGCUUUGGACAGUUCCUGGAGCACGACCUGACAGAGACUCCAAUGAGUAAAGGAGUCAACGGCAGUACAAUACCCUGCUGUCGGGAGGCGGGGCAGGACUUCAGGCACCCCCUACACCCUCAAUGCGCCCCUAUCGGCAUCACCUCCCCCGACGCCUUCUACACCCCUUACGGAGUCACCUGUAUGGAGUUUGUGCGGUCCUUACCUGCCGACAGAUGUACCUUAGGGCCAAGACAACACCUAAAUCAGCUUAACUCGUAUAUAGACGGCGAAAGCAUCUACGGGAACUCACUGAAGGAAACUGCUGAACUGAGAACUUUUCAGAAUGGACUACUGAAAACUCAGUUAUCAAGAGACGGUACUGAGCUCCUGAGCCCCAACAAGAACUUAAGUGGCUGUAAUGUGCCUGAACUGAGCGCCAAGGGAGAGUUCUGUUUUAAGGCGGGCGAUGGACGAGUGAACGAACAAAUUAUGCUGGUGGUAGUAACGGCAGUGUGGGCGAGAGAACACAACCGCCUGGCGAAGAUACUGGCGAAGCUCAACGCUCACUGGAACGAUGAGAGAAUAUUUCAAGAGGCGAAGAGAAUUCUCGUGGGAGAACUUCAACAAGUGACCUAUAAUGAAUACCUGCCUCCAGUGAUAAGCCCCCGACUCAUGGAAGCAGCUGGACUCAACACAGGUACAGACGGCCAUCAAACGACUGAUUACAAUGAGAAUAUUGACCCUUCCAUCACUACUGAGUUCGCUACAGGUGCCUUUAGAUUCGGCCACACGCAAGUUACUGAUAUCUUGAUGGAAGUAGCCAAGGAUGGGGGCACAAGAAGUCGUGACUACAGCAGUGUAUUAUUUGACCCGUUCCCUCUGUACCUACCUGGCACACCUGAGCGGUUAACGAGAGGAGCCAUGAGCCAAUCAGCGGGCAAGGUCAGGAGUGGCGCGUCUAAAGAGGUCUCAGGGAAGCUGUUUCGCGGCAUGAAACAGUUCGGGCUUGACCUUCUGGCCCUGAACAUACAACGUGGUCGUGAUCAUGGGAUUCCAGGAUACGUCAGGCACAGAAUGGCUUGUGGUCUGACACCUGUGAAGAGUUUUGAUGACCUAACACCUGAUAUUGAAGCUAAGGUGUUGGAGAGUCUCAAGAAGGUGUACAGGAAAGUUGAGGACAUAGACCUAUUCGUAGGAGCCCUGGCGGAGAAACACGUCUCAGGUGGCGCCGUGGGGCCGACUUUUGCCUGCAUCUUAGCGGAUCAAUUCGUUAGAGCCAAAAUUGGUGAUCGAUACUGGUUUGAGUAUGGUGAUUCGCCUGGUGCUUUUACUGUAGGUCAACUGAGAGAACUACAACAAGUCUCCUUCUCUCGAAUUCUCUGCGAUAAUGUAAGGGAAUUGACUCAAGUUCAACGCUGGUCAAUGGAAGUUCUGAGUCCCUUCAACCCGCUCGUGGCCUGUGAGUCUAAGUGCAUCCCGAGGCUAAAUCUGGACCUUUGGAAAGAGGAAUAUUAAAUACCUUUGGAGUGUGUGGUACCAAACCUAACCAAACCUAACCAAAACCUAACCAAACCUAACCAAAACCUAACCAAACUCUAACCAAACCUAACCUAACCCUAACCAAACUCUAACCAAACCCUAACCUAACCAAAUUCCAAUAUAUAAAUAACUAUAUUUUUUUCCAAAGUUUUCAAAGUUUUUAUUUUAUCGAGUUAAAAAAAUUGAUUAUUGUUAAAAAAUUAAAUGUUUUUAUUUAAUUUAUGACCAAAAUAAAAUUAAUUGAAGUUUGUGUUUUUGAUGUGAAUAAAAAUAUGAAUUAAA
Messenger RNA from Homarus americanus (American lobster), 2136 nucleotides. Its product is annotated as chorion peroxidase-like. The coding region runs from base 331 to 1830 and encodes 499 amino acids. The transcript has 12 exons. Gene Ontology annotation, molecular function: peroxidase activity; heme binding. The record is from RefSeq and is a predicted model, not a curated record. Gene Ontology annotation, biological process: response to oxidative stress. Lineage: Eukaryota; Metazoa; Arthropoda; Malacostraca; Decapoda; Nephropidae.